Molecule: messenger RNA, 6407 nt
Organism: Aplysia californica (California sea hare)
Lineage: Eukaryota; Metazoa; Mollusca; Gastropoda; Aplysiida; Aplysiidae
Product: HEAT repeat-containing protein 1
Biological process (GO): maturation of SSU-rRNA from tricistronic rRNA transcript (SSU-rRNA, 5.8S rRNA, LSU-rRNA); positive regulation of transcription by RNA polymerase I
Cellular component (GO): 90S preribosome; t-UTP complex; small-subunit processome
Molecular function (GO): snoRNA binding
Source: RefSeq, a predicted model, not a curated record
GGCGUGACAGUUUUUAGCAAUUUGCCAACUUCAACCGAAGGGAAGUAACUCUGAACGUUUGUUAUUUAAAAAAUAUGAAUUCCAUUAUCUACUUUGGCGAAAUACGAAAGCACGUCAACAAAACUCAAAACCACAUGGAGGAAAGUUAUCACUUGUAGAUCAUUUAUUUCAAAUCAGUGCAGUUUAUUUUCUAUUACGCCGACGGCAGGUGUCUGCCAGCGUUGACCAUGACUUCUUUAGCAGCUCAGCUGAAGAAACUUGCCAUCCCAGAGACCCAAGGCGUCCUCAGUUCUGGGCUGCAACAAGCGUCGUUCUUGUAUGCUCAAGGGGAGGCUGCUACUUAUGACAAACAACAUUUCUACAAUAUCGGUAUAAAUGGGUUACAGCAACUGAUUGAAAAAGAUGCAUGUUUUGAGGAGUUUGAGCAAAACUUGUUUGCCCCGUCGUCGCAGUCUCUGCAGCGCUACAUUCAGACGUCGGAGGUGAACAAACAGCUGGACCAAAACAUCUCCAGGUUCCUGCUGCAGCUGUCCCCGUACAUGCAGCUACGGGAGUCACACAAGGCCAUGGAGUGGUUGGUGCACAGAUAUAAUAUACAUCUGCGUAAUGUGGAUGCCUUAAUGAUGUGUGUGCUGCCAUAUCAUGACCAAGACCCGUUCAUGAGAGCACUGCGGCUGCUGAAUAUGAGCAGCAAAGAAUGCGCUAUGUGGCGCUGGUUGGAGCCCAUCAAGAAAGGAGAGUCGUUUUUGCCACGUCAGACCUUGGUGACUCACUGCCGAUCUGCCAAAGGUUUCCUGGGCUUCAUCUGUGACAUGUUGGCCAAGCACAUCGAGGCUAACACGGACGACUCGGGCGUCCCGUCCAGGCGACGUCUGCAGCGAGUGAUCAGCUUCUACACACAGACGGUCCUGGGCGUGCUCAUGGCGGGGCCUCCCACUGAGCACAUCCUAUCCACGCUCAUCCCGUCCAUCGGUGCCGGGCUGCGGUCACGUGACAUGCCGGAUCACAUGACCUCGGCAUAUAUGGUCCUCAGUCAGCUGCUGGUGCAGACAACUCUGGAGUCCUCGCUGUUAGAGUCACUGCUCAAUGUCUUGUGCAAGAACAUCCAGCCAAGCCUGGUUCAUGCUGCGGUCACUGUCGUGGUCCUCAUUUUCCAGAGGCAGGCCAUCAACAAAGUCUCCAAAAAAGCCUUCAGGUACCUGACCCGACAGUCCGCUCUUCUCCCCACUCUGUCGCAGCUGAGCCGCGAGGCGAACGCGGAGCCGUUCCUGACGCCGUUUAUGUCGAUGCUGACGCAGCGAGCGCUGAAGGAAAGUGACGACGGUGGCGGUGUGACGAGUGACAGUAACACGGAGGAUGACGACGCCACGCCACCGUCACUGCUGUCACUGCUUCUGGACGCCAUGAACUCUGUUAAGCUGAAGGAGAAGACAAUCAUUGUUGUCGUGAGGAGUGUCUUGGACUGGUUCUCCAAACAGCGGAAGGAAUCGGAGAUGGAAGUGGAUGGCGAGUUGUCUCCCUCAGAGGGCGCGUUUAGAGUGUUCAGGCUACUUGAGAACAGGUUCUCAAGCACCCUGGAGUCUGUGGUGAAAGAGAUGACCACUAGCGGCGAGUCCAAGGGCAUCGGUCAGACGGUGAAGAAGCUGUACAAGAUGUCAGUCCAGUCGGCCCAGGACAGUCUGGAGUCGGACGCUGCCUCGGCCUUGACCGUGUGUCUCCACCACCACAACGAGGCAGUGAGGAAAAGUGCUGUGGAGAGACUGCUGCAGGAUGUGCAGCUGAUGGAGGACCGCACAGCCAUCCAGUCUAUCUUGGUGUCGAGGAUACAGGAUGAUAGUUCAGAGGUCGUGAUGGCCGUGUUGGACAAGCCAGAGACGCUGUGGGAGCUGUUUGAGGACAAGAAACUGCUGGAGAAGACGCUGUGCCAGAAACUUCUCUCGCUCAAGGGCAAGGCCAAAGGGCCCACAACGAGGCUAGUGUUGCGUGCCCUGAGUUGUAUCCCCUUUGAAGUUGCCGACGACAGAAAGUUGCUGGCCUUGUUCCUGUCUCACCUGGUGCCCCUGGCUUUGGAGGACGUGACCUUGGCCUCUGAACUUCUGGAGUCAUCGUUUGUCUUGUGCAGCAAACUGCUGGAGCAUCUCAAUAACAAGUUUCUUCCUGUCCUGAAGAAGUUGCCUUCUGGUGGAAAACUGAGCGCGGAAAAUCGACAGAAUGUGACGGAGAAGCUGGUUGAGUGUGUCGCCUCUUACCUGGCCAACAACAGCAGCCAGGCGGCACAGUUUGUGCAGGAUAUCUAUAACCAGGUGUCGAGCUCACCGCGGCCUGGCAGCGCGGCCCUGGUGUUGAUCAUGAGUUGCUUCACCCUGGCUCAGCGAGUGAAGAAGGCGGAGAUGAAGAUGGAGCUGCAGCGAGUGAUUGUCUCCCUUGUUGUGGAUGUGACGCUUAGCCAGAAUGUGGUCAGUUUCGGCAAGAGUCGAUCAGGCCCGGUGAUGUCCUCGUGUCUGGACCAGUUGUCGCAGGACGGCAGACUUUCUGUGGAGGUUGUGUCUUACACUCUUCAAGAAUUGAACCUUUGCCCUGCGCCUGCCGGCCUCAAAGAAGCUAAGUUCUGGGACCUGUGGGCCGAGGGCAGCCCGGAGAGGAACUGGCUGGUCACUCUCACCUCGCUAACCACUUUCCUGCUUGAGCUGUCGGCCAGCAAGAGUCCGCGAGUCGCCGAAGUGGCCAGGAGUAUUUUUCCUUCCGUGUUCAAGGUUCUGGGCGACAACGCGUCAGUGAUGAAGUUCCUGUGCUGGAUGUGGACGAGCGAUGCGAAAAGGGGAGUAACUGGGGCGGACAAGGCUCGCUGUCUGCAGUUCUCUCAAGUGUUUGUCUCAGGGCUGGCGCUGGACGACCGCGUCAAGCUGACCUCUGACCCUGCCCCAACCCUGCCCUGUCUGCUUCUGCUGUUGUCCAGUCCGUUUGAGCGAGUGCGAGGAGUGGCCUUCACCUUGCUGUCUACGCUGACCAAAGACCUGAGCUCGGAGACCAGCAACUACAAGUGGACGGCCAACAGUUUGAUGAGAUAUAAGGAGGAGGUGGUCAAGGAUGAGAACUUUCUGCCACAGGUUUUGAAGAACAUUCUGGAAUCGGAAGAUGCAGUUGUCUCCCCUCCCUCUCCCAAGAAGCGGAGAAAAAGCAGCAGCAAACUUCCCCCGUCGUCUGUAGCGCUGUCGUUUCUGAUGGACGUGAUUCUGGAUGCGGCCACCCCGGGCACUGUCAAGGUCGGCCUGCUGAGAGUGCUGCACCGACUGGACACUGCUGAGAGUUUCCUGCAGCUACCAUCUGUCCUGGCAAGUUUGAUUCCCACGACAGACGCCGCGACGCCAGCAGCGGUGUCAGAGAGUACAUUGCCAAGCCUGUCCUCAGAGGAGAAGGAGACGAUCAUGCUGGUGCUGGGGAGGUACACACGUGCUGUGGCCUCGUGUGUGGAGGAGGGCUCGGGCAGUCUGAGCGCGCUGCAGGGGGCACUGGCGUGUCCUCUCAAGGUCAGAGGUCAAUCCGACACGGUGCAGAUUGUGGCUCUGGAGCAGCUGUCCUCCAAGUUCAUGUCGGGUCUCCAGUACGAGUGUCGCCGGGCACUGGUCAUCCAGCUGCUGGACAUGAUGAGCUUCACCGCAAGUACCGAGGUCCAACGGCGGUCGCGCAAGGUCAUCAAGAAGAUGACAUUGGAGGCGAGUCUCGUGGUGGAUGAGUUGAAGAUGGUCACCACCAAGACAUCGGCCGGCACCGUGAGAGAGUCGAAGAAACAGAGAAGCCAGAAGAAGGACGAGCCUGGAGAGAUGGGGCUGGAGUCGUUGCCGUGGCGACGUGUGACGUCCCUGCUGGAGCUUGUGCAGAGCAAGAAGAAGGUGACGCAGGCUGAGCUGAUGGUUCCUGCGCUGUUCCAGCUCCUGGCCAGAGUCCUAGAGCUGGAGGAGGAGGGCUCGGGCGAGUACGUGAAACAGCUGGUGCUGGGCACCGUCUACAACAUCUGCUCACGCCAACAGGUGCAGGGAUCACAAGGUGUGAAGGGAGAGCACCUCAACAUGGAGCUAGUGGUUCAGUGUAUUCAAACCUCAGACAACCCGCACACACACCAACAGGCGCUGUUGCUGCUCAGCGCUGCCGCCAAGAUUGCUCCGACCUCGGGCCCCGUGUCGGUGUCGGACAUGGAGUUUCUCACCUCCCUGUGUGAAGAGUUCUCCUGCUCACAGCUGCUCCAGUGCUUCACGCAGACCUUGGCCUACAUAGCACAGCUGCCCGAAGAGAAAGUGGGCACCACUGCGACGACGCCCAGCAGGGAGGGGGUGAGCCUGGAGGAGAUGGGCCCAGAGGACCUGGAGAUGUUCAGCGUGUCCCAGCACUCGGCCAAGCAGCUCCGCCACUUCAAGUUUGCCGCGCUUUACGCCCUGAGGGAGCUGGUGGCCGGCCAGCACUUUGUGGCACAGAUGUCGAGUUUGGAUCCGAACUCCUUCCUCCCGGACUUCCAGCAGCUGAUGGAGACGACGUUGCAGUUCAUUGGUCAGGUGACCGUGUCACAUGACAAGCACAGGGAGGACAGCUCGGCUCGAUUCUGGAGGAUUUUGCUGCACAAGUCACAUGACCUUCUGGAUGGUCUGGUGCACCUGUUGCCGGACACCCUGUUCCUGGACGUGGUCUCUGGCCUGAUGCAGCACAGACUGACGCUCGUCCAGCGCCGCGCCCUGGAGCUGCUCAACAACAAACUGGUCUACUUCAAGGAGAACACGGCUCAGAUCCCGGUGGACUUGUUGACCUCCAUGAGAGGCAAGCUUCAGGCCACGGUGAAGCAGAGUUUGCUGACCGGUGCGGUGCCCGGCAGGAAGGAGGAGGAGCUGGUGAUAGGACAGGCGGCCAUGUACGGCCUCAAAGUUCUGUGUCGCAUCCUCGGGGAGAAACAGCAGGAGGACUUUGUACAGGUUUUGGAUCUGUGUACCUCUGUGUUGUCUCGUCACCACGGCAACGGCGUAGUGGCUGCCACGGCCAUGCUGUGUAUCGCGGAGGUGGUGAGCUGCUGUAAAGUGCACGCCCUCACUUAUCUCGGCCAGUUUGUACCCCUCAUCGUCUCACAGCUGCAGUCGGAGGAGAUCACGCACCACGAGACGUUGCUACUGGCCACCAUGAGCUCCCUGCAGAAAGUGAUGGAGUCGCUGCCCUUGUUCCUGAGUCCCUACCUCAGGGACAUCACUGUACAGCUUUGCCUGAUCAGUGCCCAGCUGGACGUCAGUUCUGGGACGCACAAACCUGUCGUCUUACAGAAGGUCAAGUCAAUCUGCACAACGGUUGCCACGGUGACGCCCACUCGCACAUUCCUGCCGAUGCUGGAAAAAAGUUUUGUGGCUCUGGAGAAGGACAUGGCGGCGUGCGCCGCAUGUGCCAUGUCUAUGCUGCGUGAGCACGUGGUCAAGAUGUCUCGGGAGGAGCUGACGACGUUCUCACAGGACCUGCUACAGUUCUUCCUUGUCUGCUUUGACCUCAGGGUCACACACACACAGAUCGAUGAAAGUGACCUUGACAGUAUAGAAGGCUGCAUCAUCGAUGCGUUUGUCUCGCUGGUGUUCAAACUGUCGGAGGCUCAGUUCAAACCCAUGCUGAUCCAGUUGUUUGGCUGGGCUACCGAUGAGGAGGCGAGUCGUGACCGGGUGUUGGUCUUCUAUCGUCUGUGUCACAGCCUGGCGGAGAAGCUGAAGAAUUUGUUCACGCUGUUUGCCGGCCACAUCCUGAAGCACAGCGCGGAGACGCUGGACCUCAACAACAAGACAAAACAAAAGGUGAAAUAUUUUGGCAAGGGCAAGGCCGCGCGGAGGAAGAGCUGUCGUCUGUUGGUCUACGUGACGGACACGCUGCAGCAAACGUUCGCCCACGACACGGAGGGUUUUGUCACCAAGGAGAGGUUUGACGUCGUCAUGCAGCCUCUUGUGGAUCAGCUGGAGAAUGACUUUGGCAAAGACUCGGUGUGUGAGGAGCGAACCAGCAACCACGUGGUGCCGUGCCUGGGCAGUCUGGCUGCUGCCUCGCAGGACGACUCGCUGUGGAAGGACAUGAACUACCAGAUCCUGCUCAAGACCAGGCACGAAGACCCAAAGGUUCGCAUAUGGGCCAUUUCUGCGGUAGACGCCUUCCACAAACAGCUGGGGGAGGACUAUACGCAGCUGGUGCCCGAGACCAUCCCGUUCUUGGCCGAGCUCAUGGAGGAUGAGUCCGACGAGGUGGAGAAACACACACAGAAAGUCCUGGCCGCGAUGGAGACGUCGGUCGGGGAAAAUCUACAAGAAUACUUUUAGACUGGUUUUCCUUUUUGUGUUGAAACUGCUGAAAGAAUGUUUGACAGGAGGCAUGAGAAUAAAAACUUAUAAGUUAUGACAAUA